Kazachstania africana CBS 2517 is the source of this 723-nucleotide messenger RNA. RefSeq lists its product as uncharacterized. NCBI's taxonomy places the organism in Eukaryota, Fungi, Ascomycota, Saccharomycetes, Saccharomycetales, Saccharomycetaceae. The transcript has a single exon. Bases 1 to 723 code for a protein of 240 amino acids. The record is from RefSeq and is a predicted model, not a curated record.
AUGUCGUUUAAUUUAGGUUUACAGAUGGAAAAGCAAGAUUCCUUUGAUCUGUCUGCUAUCUUGAAUUGUCCAAAGUUGCUUAACAUAUACAUCAAAAAUAUGACACCAAUUAUGGAAAAGAACCAGUUAGAGUCUAGUUAUCAAAAUGUACAUGCUCUUACUCCUUUGAUGCAAAAUAAAUACCCAAAAGGAGGGGUUGUUGAUCCUCCAUUGAGUACAUGUCAAUUAGACACAUUAAAUUUUGGUCACAAUGUAAAUUGGAGAGACGAACUACUAACUCCAUAUUCUGCUUCCAUAUAUAGCCCAGAUAGCAGCGUCAGCAGAAGCAACACUUCACUAGAUUCCGUUGAAGAAGCUAUUUCGCACCUUGACGACGAACUUUCUCAAUAUUUGAAUUUAGAGGCCUGUCAAUCGGCAGGCAAUAUGACUCCAAUGGACGAAUUACAAGACUAUGGCGAUGCUAAAGAAAAUAUUUUAACAAUCCCUUCUAUUCUUCAGGAUGCUGAACUUACCGAUUUCCAAAAUUAUAGGUUUGUCACUCCAGAGACGCUAAUCAUUAAAAGAUCCAAAAAUCAUGUCGUCACUAAAGGCUUAGUCACAAAAAGGAGGCUAGAAAAUAAGAUUGAGAAAUCUUUAAGAAAUGUAUUCGACACGCCAAUGGAAUAUUCACAGCUCGAAAUCUCAGGAAAUUUUGAACACUUCCUGCCAAAUACUGGUAACUAG